Molecule: messenger RNA, 3246 nt
Organism: Arachis duranensis
Lineage: Eukaryota; Viridiplantae; Streptophyta; Magnoliopsida; Fabales; Fabaceae
Product: LEAF RUST 10 DISEASE-RESISTANCE LOCUS RECEPTOR-LIKE PROTEIN KINASE-like 1.3
Exons: 4
Coding region: 265-2058 (597 amino acids)
Biological process (GO): protein phosphorylation
Molecular function (GO): protein kinase activity; ATP binding
Source: RefSeq, a predicted model, not a curated record
CAACAAUUAUCACUUGACAACUUGCAAUAGCGUGUCUAUAUAUGUUGACUGCUGACUUGCUUUACACUCGUCUUGGUCUUGCUUUGUCUUUUUAUGGAGCUAAAAAUCGCUUAAAAGUACUGUAUCUUAGGAUUAAGCAGCAUUCUUUUUGUUUUAUUUAUUUGCUCUUAAUUCCUUUGGAAAUAUCAUUGUUGUUACCAUUUUAUUAAGCAACCUCAACGUUUUUAGAGAACAAGUGGCCAUACUUCACUUGGUACUGACCUUAUGAGGUUAUGUAGCGAUCUCUUUCAAAGCUGCUUCCCCGGAACUUCUGGCACAUCUCCAAAUGAUUCAAUUCAGAUAAAGUGGCCAAUCUUAUCCUACCGGGAACUUGCAAAAGUUACAAAUAAUUUUGACCAAUGUAAUAUGCUUGAAAAGAUAGGCUUGGAGAAAGUUUACCAUGGCAAAACGAAUGGGCGUGAGGUUGCAAUUGAAAGAUAUUCCAAUAAAGAGAUGCACAUAUUCCAGCAGUUCCUCUAUGAAGAUUUGAUCUCAAAUAUCUUACCUCAUAAGAAUCUGGUGUCAUUUCAUGGCUGUGCCUUUCAUCAUAAGGAGUUCCUGCUAGCACAUGAAUACCUCUCAAAUGGCACUCUUGCUUCUUAUCUUCAACUUGGAAUCUCACACAGCAGCACACUACAUUGGCUCACUAGAUUAGACAUUGCAAUUGAUGCUGCAAAUGCAUUGAGCUAUCUUCAUUAUCAUGGCAUCGUCCAUCGCAAUGUAAAAUCCCGCAAUAUUCUGCUAGACAAGAACCUUUGUGCUAAACUUGGUGGCUUACAUUUGUCAAGGAAAUUUCCAGAAGGAGUUUCAAUCAAUGAUACCUAUGUUACAAGUGAUGUAGUAGGGACAUGUGGUUACAUAGACCCAGAAUAUGUAUCACAUGGCAGGGUUGGUGCCACAGUUGAUGUUUACAGCUUUGGAGUGGUUUUGUGUGAGCUUAUAUCAUCCAAACUCGCUAAGUAUUGGGAAGGUUGCGAGGAAGAGAGUAUCGCUACAAUUUUAAGCAAAAAAAUUCGAAACCAAGAUAUGAACAAGGUGUUGGAUCCAAGACUUGGCUUCCAAUCAGACCAUAAAAUCAAGCAGAUGAUAAUUGCUGUAGCAGAGCUUGCACUUGAGUGCAUGUCAUCUCCACAAGAACUAAGGCCAAACAUGGAACAAGUGCUAGAGAUCCUCAAUGAUAUAAAACAUGAGAGAUUUGAAACAAAGUCAGAAAAAGGAAAACUUAAGGAUGGGCGCGAAAUUGCAGUAAAACGUUUCCACAACGAGACAGACAAGUCCAUCAAGCAAUUCAUGAAAGAAAUAGAGAUCUUAAGUUUAUUGCAGCAUAAAAAUUUGGUGUUACUUUAUGGCUGCAGCUCUCGUCACAGCAAGAACCAUCUUCUAGUAUAUGAGUACAUCUCCAACGGCACCCUUUCUAAACAUCUUCAAGGACCUUCCAGUGAAAAGUUAUCAUGGCUUACUAGAUUGAACAUUGCCAUUGAAACUGCAACCGCAUUAGUAUAUCUUCAUGAUUCAGGCAUCAUCCAUCGUGAUGUAAAAGGAAGCAACAUUCUCUUGGAUGAAAACUUGACUGUUAAGGUUGCGGAUUUUGGACUCUCAAGGUCACUUCCGAGUUCUGUAACACAUGUUUCAACCAUACCAGUGGGAACUCACGCUUACAUAGAUCCAGAUUACUAUGAAUCUGGAAGAGUCAGUGAUAGAAGCGAUGUCUACAGCUUUGGCGUGGUCUUGUUUGAGCUCAUAUCAUCGAAACCACCUAGCUUGUUGGAUGAUGGAGAGAGUGUUACUCUAGCCAAGUUUGGAAUCACUAAGAUGUUAAACAAUGCAAUGGAGGAGCUGGUGGAUCCAAUUUUCAGGUUUGGUUCAGACCAAAAGUUGAUGGAAAUGAUAGCAGCUGUGGCAGAGUUAGCAUUUCAGUGUGUGCAGUGUCCUAAAGAUCUUAGACCUUCUAUGAAACAGGUGCUGGAGACCCUAGAAGGAAUAAAGAAGGGAACAUGGGGAUUCAACCAAAUAACAUAGUCUUCGUUUCAGAUUUCAUGAGGUUCUAUUCAGUUACUUGAUGGUUAUAAUGCACAAUUUUCUUGCAUGUCAGAUCUAGGGACAAAACAAUCAGAGUUACAUGUCACUCAACAAAAACCAGCAGAGCUGGGUACUCUUAAAAAGAUGAAGCAAUUUCAAUGGAUGAAAUUUCUUCAGUGAAAGUCAAUGAAACAAGAUUCAACCGUUAAUGGAUGAAAUUUAAAUGUUUUAAGUCAAAUGAGCCAUCAAAAUCUUGUCCAAUUUUAUGGCUACUGUAUAUUACCAUGGUCAUGAACGUAUGCAAGUACUUCAAUACAUUUCUAAUGACACUCAAUUUCAAAUAGGACUUUUAUAGAAGAAUGAUCAUUAUAUUAAAGAAGAGAAUAACAACUAACGCAAUAGAAUGAUGUAGUACUCUAACAGAAUUCAAAGUAGUAGCACCACGAUAUGCCAUAGCUUGUGUCUGCAAAAUUAUAUAUUGCAAAUAGAUAUAUAAAUAUAUGCUACAUUUCAAUAAACUUGACAGAAGAAAUAGAAUUAUGCUAUAUAGGAUGAGUUCAAACUGUCAAGAAAGUGUGAAUAUAUAAGAAUCAGGUAACUGGAGACAUAAAUAUGCAGUAGCAGAGAAUUGAGACUAAAUUAUCUGGUUGAAUCCCCAUGUUCCCUUCUUUAUACCCUCAAGGGUCUCCAGCACCUGUUUCAUGGAAGGUCUAAGCUCUUUAGGACACUGAAUGCACUGAAAGGCCAACUCUGCCACUGCUGUUACCAUUUCCGGUACAUCUUUAUCUGAAUCAUACCCAAUAUCUGGAUCUACUAGCUCCUUCAAUGUGUUAUUUAACAGUUUGAUUAUUGCAAACUUAGCAAGGGCAACCGCCUCGCCGUGUGGGACUUCCCUCCAAAAUGCAGGUUUAGAUGAUAUGAGCUCAAACAAGACCACUCCAAAGCUAUAUACAUCACUUCUAUAGGAAACCCUGCCUGUUUGGAAAUAUUCCGGAGCUGCGGCCGUAGAGUGAAACCAGGUUUCUAUGGUGCAAGAGUCUUAAGAUCUCGAUUUCAUUCAUGAAUUGCUUAAGAGAAUUUUCCCGCAUGUUGUGGAAACGUUUUAUUGCAACUUCAAGUCCAUCUUGAAGUUUUCCUAAUAUCAGUGGCAAGCCAAAAGAACAAAUUAUGCAUACCUAUUGUUCUUAA